AUGGGCAAGAUCGUUGUGAAGGUGAUUGUGCUCUUGUUUGGUUCCUUGGGCCUUGGAAUUGGUAUUGCUCUAGUGCUUAUCCUGGUCAUGCGGUUCACACGCCUGGGGCGUUCGGCGCACAAUGCGAUCCUCUUCCUGGCUGGAUCCCCCUUCAUUUGCUAUACUCUGGCUGAGCAAGUGGGCAUGUCAGGCAUCAUCACCGUCCUUUUUGCCUCGAUCAUGAUCGGCGGCUAUGCUCCCACGCAUCUCACUGCCGAGGCAACGACCUUGACCUCCUUCUUCCUGAAACAAUUGGCCUCCGUCGGUGACACCGUGGUCUUUGUGUGCUGCGGUGUGCAGGCGGUGCAGUACCAUAAGGAUGGCUUCAUGAUGUCGCUUUGGAUCAUGCUUGCUUGCCUUUGCGGCCGGGCUGCUGCUGUUUUCCCCAUGAGCGGCCUGUGCAACCUCAUCAAGUGGGGUGUGAGUCAGAAGGUGCCCAAUGAGAAGAAUCACUACAUCAGCUGGCGCCACCAGGUGAUGCUCUUCCAUUCAGGGCUCCGUGGUGGGAUCGGGUUAGUGCUCUCUUUGGAGCUCGGAACGUACGUAGAUCGAGUGAAUGGGCCAGGCACCAAAGAUUCCUUGGUCUAUGCCACUUUUGUGAUGAUUUGUGCCUUGGUCUUCGGCGGCUCCACCGCCGUGACGCUGCGGGCGCUGCGCAUCCCCUAUGGUAACGAUGUGGCCAUGGACGCAUGCCUUUAUGGCUCGCGGGAGGAAUCGGGCAUCUUCUAUCUCAUUGGGGUGCGCUUCCGGCGACAGGUCUUGAAGCCCUUGUUGGUGGGACAGUCGGCUGACAGGGUGGAGGAUCAUAUUCAGGUGAAUCUCACCGCCGCAGUCAUCCAGGAUGCCACCAGUCGGCAAGCCAGUGCGGCCUUUGGGCUUCGCAGGCGGAGCACGGCAGCGAUCCUACCCGAUUCCUACAACGCCAUGAGCUUGUUCGGCACCACCGACCCCGCGCACGUCGAGAACGUCGAAGAUGCGGUGCAAGCCGUGGGCACAGGUGAGUCGGAGGUCUUGAGCAACUUGAGUUCCAUCAGCGAUGAGGAGGACGAGGAGAGCUUUGAGGAGGCAUGA
This is a messenger RNA of Durusdinium trenchii, 1110 nucleotides long. Lineage: Eukaryota; Dinophyceae; Suessiales; Symbiodiniaceae. The record is from the annotation of a GenBank genome assembly.